Messenger RNA from Lachancea meyersii CBS 8951, 882 nucleotides. The record is from the annotation of a GenBank genome assembly. Lineage: Eukaryota; Fungi; Ascomycota; Saccharomycetes; Saccharomycetales; Saccharomycetaceae.
AUGAACAUCGAUAUUGAUGACAUCCUCGCGGACUUGGACAGAGAUACCACGGCUGUGGAGUCUUCGCUGAUCUCGCAAUCUCACAACGAUACUACGAUUCUGGGAACAGACGGCCCUGAAACCGAGAAAUUUGGCCAUUUCCCAGUUCCAUCGCCCGUGAAAGACUUCGAAAGGCUGAUGACAAGCUGGAGAAAUGAAAGAAUGAGUCCUGAGCUGCUCCCGUUCCCGCACCUGCUGAUGCAACGAACGCUGCGCAGGGUCCAGGAACAACUAGAACACAUCGAGUGUCUGUCCAUGGGGUAUUUGGAAGACACAGCGGGGGUCUCAAACGCUGCAGACAGCAGAAAUGGGGCCGUGACAAGCAAACUGCCGUUGCUGGCCAUGGAAGCAGACCUAGAGCGUCUGAAGUUCGUACUGCGAAGCUUUUUGCGGUGUAGACUGGCCAAAAUCGACAAGUACAGCUUGUACCUGCGCCAGUUCAAUGACGCUGGUGCCGCGGUGCCUCUGGAUGAGCUGUUGUCGCGCCAGGAACUGGGAUACCACGAGCGUCACUCCACGAUGUUGCUGAAGCUACUAAAUAACUCGAUAUUGCGCCAUAUGCCGCCAGAAUUGCAAGCCGUGGACGACAACGAGGGAUCUGUGAAGAUGGUGGAGGAGCCCGAGUGGAGUCGGUUUGUUUUCGUGUACGUAAACGGUCCAGACCGGGCGCAGCGGGACCCAGAUUCACUGCUGCUCGUCAACGAAGAAACAGGCCAGCAAUUCUACUCCGUUACGAUCCAAGAGUUGCAAGAAGAAGCAGAGCUCGCGAUUGGGGGGAUCUACGUGAUGCGCUACAACGUUGUGAGAGACCUAAUACUGGACAACAAAGUCCGGCUGAUAUAG